AUGGCGGAGGCUCAGCCGUCCAAACCAUCAGACGAGCCUGAUGACGCGCAGGAGGUUGACGUUCAGCCGGUAGAAUCUAUGGCAGAAGCCGGUAAAGACGUUUCGGCAAUUUCAGGCCGUGGAUGGUUCUUCCUAGACGUUAACCAGCAGAAUCAAGGGCCUUAUCCAGAGGACCAGAUUCCCGGUCUUGUCGCGUACAACUAUGUAACGCCUGACACUCUUUUCUGGGCAGAAGGCUGCGCGGAGUGGCUGCCCUUGAAAAGCAUUCCUGAACUCGCCGCAGCUUGCGCUGCUUGUGCCGUAGCAACCGGUGGGGAAAUCAAGGCUGGUAGGACUUGGCAAUGGGGGGCUCCUGCUGGUGAUGGGGGGAGGGGAAAGGGGAAUGGGAAGGGGAAGGGGAAGGAGAAAGGGGUCGGGGAUGGGGGAGAAGGGGGGGAAUGGGGAGCGGAGGAUGAGGAGAUGCGGAAGUUUCUGGCGGAGAUGAAACGGGCAGAGGCGGAAGCAGCUGCUGCGAAACGGGCAGCGAGAAAGAGAGGGCGGGUGGUAGCGGCUCUAGCCCAUGGCGCUGAUGCUGAUGUGGAGGAGGAAGGGGAGGAGGAUGAGGAAGAGGAGGAUGGGGAGGAGGAUGAGGGAGAGGGAGAGGAGGGUGGGGAGGCAGAGGAGGGGAAGGGGGAAGGGAGGAAGGGGCAGGAAGAGCAGAUGGUGUUUGUAGAGGACGAGGAGGUUAUCCCCUCUCUUGACGCUGCCAUUGCGGCUGCUGUGGCUGAGAGGGAGAGAGCGGAGGCGAGUGAGGAGGAGGAGAUGGGGGAGGGGCGAGGGGGGGACGGGGAGCGUGGAGGGAAGAAGUGGGGGAAGGGCGGAGAGAAGGAGAAAGGGAAGGGGAAGGGUUGGAAGAAGGGAGAGAAACGAGGCGGGGGUGGGAAGGGGGAGGAAGGAGGAGGAGCGGAGGGAGGGAAGCAUUGGGGAGAGAUGGAAGGGGGUGGGAAGGGGGAGGAAGGGGGGAAAGAGGGGGCAGGAAAGAAGGAGCAAGGGCAAGAGAAGGAGCACGUGGAAACACGCAAAGAGCUUCAGAAGAAGGUGGCAAACAAUGAGCCAAAUGAGUGGUUUGAGCUGAAGGUCAAUACGAGUGUGUACGUGACGGGUCUGCCCCAUGACACUAACGAGGACGAGGUGGCGGAGGUGUUUUCCAAGUGUGGGCUGAUUAAAGAGGAUUUGGACACGGGCAAGCCGCGGGUGAAGCUGUAUCGAGACAAGGAAACAGGCGAGCUCAAGGGGGAUGGGCUCAUCACGUUCCUCAAGCCGCCCUCAGUGGAUCUAGCUCUCAAGAUUCUUGACGGCACUCCUUUGAGACUAGGCGACAAGCAGCCCAUGUCUGUGACUCUGGCCAAGUUCGAGCAGAAAGGAGACAAGCAGCCCAUGCCUGUGACCCUCGCCAAGUUCGAGCAGAAGGUGAGUGGUGGUGAUGGUAUGGCAGUGAAGGCCAUGGCGAGCUGCAAGGUUCAUCCACUUUGUUGCUACUCCACGUUAUCUAAAACCUCCCUGCUUCUCCGCGUCCCACCAACCGCGUUCCCACCUCACCCAGGUUCCCAAUCUCCCUUGCCAUUCUACCUGCCUCUGCCUGCCCUGCCAGGCAGUGUGUUUGUGAAGAACUUUUGA
Closterium sp. Yama58-4 is the source of this 1656-nucleotide messenger RNA. The record is from the annotation of a GenBank genome assembly. Lineage: Eukaryota; Viridiplantae; Streptophyta; Zygnematophyceae; Desmidiales; Closteriaceae.